AUGUCGAAGUUAUUGACGCCUCUUAAGGUCGGACGCCUGACGCUGAACCAGCGCAUGGCUAUGGCCCCGAUGACUCGCCUUCGAGCCGAUACUUCUCAUCUUCUCUUGCCAUCGGUCAAAGAAUAUUAUCAGCAACGUGCCAGUGUACCGGGAUCUCUCCUCAUCGCUGAAGCUACCGUCAUCAGUCCUAGACAUGGUGGCUAUAGCAACGUCCCCGGGAUAUUCAACGACAAACAAAUAGCGUCGUGGAAGGAAAUCACCAAGGCAGUCCACGACAAGGGAUCCCAUAUUUUUCUGCAGCUCUGGGCUCUGGGCCGUGCGGCAAAUCCUGGCUUCAUGGCGCAAGCCGGUCACGAACUGGUUUCUGCCAGCGAUGUUCCGAUGAAGAGUAUGUUCGGGGACGAGAUGCACUACCCUGUUCCAAUGACAGAAUCAGGUAUCCAAGAUGCCAUUUCGGAUUUUGCAGCCGCGUCGGAAAAGGCCAUGACGGCUGGUUUUGAUGGCGUGGAGAUACAUGGUGCGAAUGGAUAUUUGAUCGAUCAAUUCCUCCAAGAUGUUUCCAACAAACGGACCGAUAAGUGGGGUGGUAGUGUCGAGAACAGAUCCAGACUUGCUGUGGAAGUGACCAACUCGGUGGUCAAGGCAAUUGGCAAUGAUCGCACGGCGAUUCGGUUGAGUCCCUGGAGUCAAUAUCAAGGAAUGCGCAUGGAAGACCCUGUUUCUCAAUUCUCAGAUGUGGCCCAACGACUUGCGGAAUUAAAGCUGGCAUAUUUGCAUGUUUGCGAGUCAGAGGGAGAGCCCAAGGAGACUAUCGAUUGGUUGCUCCAGGCCUACGGCGAUGCGAGCCCUAUUUUGGUGGCGGGGGGAUAUGAUGGGGAAUCAGCUCGCAAGGCUGUGGACAUCACGUAUAAAGACUAUGACGUUGCUGUGAGUUUUGGUCGUCCCUACAUCUCAAACCCUGACUUGGUGUUCCGGGUCAAGCAUGGUCUUCCCCUCGCGUCUUUGGAUCCGGCGACGAUGUAUGGACAAAUGUCGGAGGGCUAUAUUGAUUACCCUUUCAGCGAACAGUUCCAGGCCGAGACUCCUGUGUGA
Molecule: messenger RNA, 1092 nt
Organism: Penicillium nucicola
Lineage: Eukaryota; Fungi; Ascomycota; Eurotiomycetes; Eurotiales; Aspergillaceae
Product: alkene reductase
Exons: 1
Coding region: 1-1092 (363 amino acids)
Molecular function (GO): NADPH dehydrogenase activity; FMN binding
Source: RefSeq, a predicted model, not a curated record